This is a messenger RNA of Metopolophium dirhodum (rose-grain aphid), 1753 nucleotides long. RefSeq lists its product as uncharacterized. Lineage: Eukaryota; Metazoa; Arthropoda; Insecta; Hemiptera; Aphididae. The coding region runs from base 199 to 1086 and encodes 295 amino acids. The record is from RefSeq and is a predicted model, not a curated record. The transcript is spliced from 8 exons.
AUGACCGUUUUUUAUUGAAAUCUACGAAAUUAUAAAUUUAACCAAGAUUAGUUUUAUUAUUUAAACUUUUAAGCUUGUUAAACCAAGUAAGUCGUAAACGUAUAAACAUAAUUUUGGUUUCAGACCUUUUGCUCUGUAUUUUGUAAUGAUCUACUGAACAAGUAAAACUUUAUCACUUGUACAUCAUAAUUUUACAUUAUGAAGGCUUUUUUGGAAUUGGUACGUGACCGUUUCACCAAGGUUGACUUAAUGCAUUUAGUUGAUAUUGAUGAUGAAGAUCUCCAAUUAUUGAUAUUCCAGAAUGGGCCAAGCAGGGAUGAAUUUAUAAAGGUUUUGGUGUAUAAAUUGUUGUUGGAUACUGAUCCUGAGUCUGAAUACUCAAAUACAUAUGAUUUAGAAUAUAUACUUGUGUCAUUUGGUUUGUUGGAUAAAAUAGCUGCCCAAAAUUUUUUAAAAGGUAAUAUGUCAACCAAGUUACAUACAGCUACAUGGAAAAAGAUUAUUGAAUCUUUGAUACCAACUACAACAGUUGCAAUUCAAUAUCCGAGUUAUGAUGAACUAAUGAAUGACAUUUAUGAAAAGAGUAAUUAUUUUCGAUCUGCUGAAAAGAAAAAUUAUCUUCCUCCAGAACUUAUAUCUAAGUUAAAAGUUGAAACGGAAUUAAACGAAAACAGUGAAAGUAUUGAUGACAUUUCAGACCAGUUAAUCAAGAUCAUAAAUAAACCAAUAUUACCUCAUAAAAAUAAUGAUUUUAAAACAUCCUCAGAUUGUGAGGAACAACCACCAGAUACAAGCUCAAAAUUUAUGGACUUGAUAUCAAUAAAAAAAGAAAUUGAUCAAUGUAUUGAGAUUUCAAAUAACAAAAACAUAACUCCAUUAAAUAAUGAAGGCUCAAUCAAAAUUUCUACUCAAGAGUUCCUUGAACUAAUAGAUAAACAAAAUUUAAUUCAUUCUGAUAAUUUAGAAUCAAAAAUAGAAUAUAUCCAUAAGCUUAUGAAAGCUGAACAAGAUUUACAAAUUUUAGCAGAUUCACUAAUAGUACAGUCUAUGUUGGAUAGCAAAGAAUGUCAAAGAAACACAUCAUAAACACUAGUUUAUUAUAUGUAAAUUUAAUUUGUAUAAUAAUAUUUUGAAAAUCCACACCUUUUUGAUUGAGAAGUUUUAUAUUUUCUACUUUUUUAUUUGUUAUCUAAUGUUUAGUAAGAAAGAUUCAUAUGGUAAAUUAUUUGAUACUAUUAUAUAAUAAUAUUAUAUCGAAUUAUGAAUUUCUUACCUAUUCCUUUACAUUAUACUCAUUGUAGCAUAAAAAUAUAGGAAUAUUUAGAUACAAUUUAUAGAAUUUUCAAGACAAUUAUAAUAAAAAAACUUGUUUAUAAUUUUACUUUUUUGAAAAUUCCACUCCAAAUGCUUGCACUUUGUAAUAGUUGUAAAUGGUAGUAAUAUGUGUACAGCUCUAUUUAUUAUGUAAGUAAAAUUAAUAAUAUGAUUGCAAUAUUCAGAUUUUUUUACAGCAUUAACAAUACACCAAACUUUAAUAAUAAUAUUAAUAUUUAAGUCUUCACUUUUAAACUUAAGAUGUAAUUUUUGAGUUUUCAGGGUUAUUUAAUGUUAAAAAACUUAUGUGUUUAAGUUAAGUCUUAAGUUUAUAUUUUUUACAUAAAGAAAAAAAUUGAAUAAUGUAAUAAUACAUAUUCAAAUAUUAAGUAAAAAAGAAGUAUUUUUAUAUCUUGGGUCUAGUAAAUUAGUCCGGUAU